CCAAUGAACCAAGAGUGUAUGCCAUGUCUGUUGCUAUUGAAGCUACGGUAAGGUUAUGGAUGAAGAUGACACUCGGGUUAAGCUUGAUAUCAAGGUAUGGCCAUAACUCAUCCUUUUUGGAACCAAACUGUAAGCUUAAAGACCGAAGCAUCGCAAGGUUAGUAGCACAAGCCAAGGAUAUCCCUUACUUCAGUAUAAGACGGAGAGCAGAUAAACUUGUACCUAAGACAGAUGAGAAGGGCAAAGUGAGAGAUGAUAAGAACCUUGAGGACGGGGCGCCCUUGGUGCCUACGGCCGGGGCGAGGCCUACACCUGAAUAG
This is a messenger RNA of Funneliformis geosporum, 320 nucleotides long. The record is from the annotation of a GenBank genome assembly. Lineage: Eukaryota; Fungi; Glomeromycota; Glomeromycetes; Glomerales; Glomeraceae.